This is a messenger RNA of Cryptococcus amylolentus CBS 6039, 2739 nucleotides long. RefSeq lists its product as hypothetical. Lineage: Eukaryota; Fungi; Basidiomycota; Tremellomycetes; Tremellales; Cryptococcaceae. The record is from RefSeq and is a predicted model, not a curated record. The coding region runs from base 31 to 2739 and encodes 902 amino acids. Gene Ontology annotation, molecular function: protein binding. The transcript has 4 exons.
CCUUACCGCCACUGCCAAAAUCACAGCACCAUGCUCAGGCCUAGCAUAGCCAGGAAGGUCCUUCGGGUCCGCUCGGCCAGGCUGGGAUACAGGGGUCUGCAUGCCCCUCUGCCGUCUGAACAUCCUUCCGAACCCCCCAUCGCUACUCGAUUCCCUUUGUACCGACGCGAAGAGUUUCAGAGGGAGCCACCCAUCACCCAGGCAAUGAUUGACUCAUUGCCCACUGAUGAAGGCCUCUCUCGACAGCUGAAACGCAAAGUCACUAAGAAAGCAGUAGAGGAUAUUCCCGAAUGGUCCGAGGAGGAUUUGCGGGCCUUCUACCUUGAUCUGGUCAAGACUGGGGUCAAAGAAGGAGAGAGUCUGGAAGCUAUCAAAGCCCCUGAGAACCAGGUCGAAUUAUUGAGCGACGAACAGAGACGAAGCACAUUGGCGAAGAUGUCGUCGAGGCUAUUGGGCCAAGGCCAAGGCCAAGGCCACUCCAAUGAGGCCUCCAGUCUUCCGCCAGUGCACCGGGGAAAAGUCUCGUUCGCAAGACUGCCUUAUGCAAUCUUAGAGUCAUUGGCACCUCUGGCCAUCCUCAGCGGACCGAGUGAGACCAGCAAAGGCAAGGCCGUCGAAGACGUGGCUGCGAGGCUUGAUGUUCCUCUGGGGCUGGUUAGCAACACCGAAUGGAGUGCUCUCUUUCAAGAGCUUAUACAAAGACAAGAUGCCGUCGCGGCCGAGGCCGUGCUGGAUCUCAUGAACGUCAGUAAAUUUCUUCUGCUCGCAAAUCUACUGGCUGACGAGCUAAAGGCUCAUGGGAUGCCCGUGGACUCGCACCUGAUUGACGAGAUCAUGCAUGUGCAUGCUAUGCAAGGGCGUCCGGAUGAGGUCAAACGCCUUGUGCUGGAAGUUGCCGCUGCUGGAGACGCCAUUCUCCCUGUCCAUCAGGACAAGAUAGUCUUGUCCCUCUUGCAACAAUCUCCAUCCGAUGCCCGCCCUGCUAUCGCCCACCUUCUACAGGCCGAAGAAGCAGCAACCCCCUUCCCGCAAUCUUCAUACCAACUCGCCAUAUCCCACCUCACUACCCCCUCCCCAGACGUCCAUCCCAACGCCCAUACGCGCUCCCUCGCUUGGGAUCUCUUUGCCCAUAUGCGACUGAAGGCCCAUCCAACACCUACGAGAGAAAUGUACGCUACGAUGAUCAGGAGCUGCGGGGACGCCAAUCAGCCUCAGCCGGAGAGAGCUCGAGAUCUUUGGCUCGAAAUGACUCAGCAGGAGAGAAUGGAGCCGAACGGUGAGGGCUACAAUGCCAUCAUUCGAGCUUUGGGGAGCACCAAGAAGGAUUAUCUCGAAGCUUUUGAUCUCUUACGCCAAAUGCUUGUCAAGCACAAUGACGCAACCUUCGUGCCCUUUGAAGACGACAAUGGCAUUCCUCGCUUCAGCAACUUUGUCCCCACUCUCGAAACUUUCAACGCCGUAAUGGAAGGCGCCAAGCGAGCCGGUGAUAUCAAUCGGGCGAGAUGGGUAUUGACAGAAGUGCUCAAGCUCUCCAGGGCUGGACAGGCCUUGCAGGUGGCAGUAUGGAAGGAUGGAGCGGACGAGAGCCUUUUGUCGGCCGUUUUCAUGACGUACGCAGCGUGGAAACCAGUCGUAAAGAAGCAGGGACUCAAGCUGAGGACUGGCGGUGAGGCUGAGUCGGGCGAUGCUGCCGCCGAAGCUGCUGUGGACGAUGCGAGCAAAGAAGCAGCUCACCUCGAUGUGGAUGUCUUGCAGGAUGUCGAAGAUGUCGUCACCCAAGAGCCGCUCAUGGACGAACUUACCCUCGAUGAGCCUCCUGUCUCCACUCCUACGACACCGUUGUCCAGCGCGGACGCUUUACGCGAGUGUACCUCCCUCUUCAAACGCAUCCUCUCCGACAACGAAGCUGUUCGCGAAGGCAGUAACGAUUUCCUUCCUUUCAAAAGUGUCCGUCUAUCACCAAGGUUGAUCAAUUCAUAUUUGUCUGUGCACCUGGUGCACGGUACAUCUUUGAUAGGCCUCAAGAAGGUGCAUGACGAGGCUUGGCAAGAUGCUGCUAAAACGUCCAUGUCUUCCGUCGAGCCCAAUGGGUGGUCAUAUAUGUUCCUCUUGGAGAAAUGUUCUUCUGGAGCUCGAGUCAUAUCUCCUGCUGAACGACCCCUGGCCGUGUCAUGGGGACGAGAGCUCUGGUCUUCUUACCUCUCGUCCUACUCUACCGCAUCUUCCUAUCUUGAAAGAAACUAUACCGCCGAACACCCUCUUGCCAAAGCUCGCAAGAGGUGGAUUAUGGGCCUUGGAGACAGACAGGUAGAAAGGGUUUGGAAAGCUGCCAUCAAACUGGAGAGUGUGCAUGGGGAUGUGGAUCAGGCGCUGAAGAUCCUGGAAGACUUUGUGAGAAGAUUCCCAGCGGAGGAGAUAAGCCGGUCAUAUAAGCCUAUACCAGAGGCAGGCCUUUCGAUCAGGAUGGCCCUUCCCAGUGCCACCCCGGAGGCUGACGUCCCCCCGCUAUUGCUAUUCAGCGAUGUCCAAGCUCUUCAUCAAAGAUUGGUAAAGGAGAAGCGAUUCGGGUCCGUUCGGAGGCUGAAAUGGGUGGUUGAAGGAUAUACAGGAGCGCUAGCCAAGAGGCGGAAAUGGAGGAUGAAGGGAGUAGCACAGGGUAGAGAGAGAAUGGCGGAAAAGAGACACCGACGUGGAACAUAUGGAGCGGUCGAGGGGGAGCACUCGGAAGAAUUGAACUAG